UGUGUGUGUGUGUGUGUGUGUGUGUGUGUGUGUGUGUGUGUGUGUUUGUGUGUGUGACUGCUCCUCUGAUCUCUGUUGUCAGAGUUUCUGGUUCUACAGGAUUCUUUCUGUCUCCUCCCCCCCCCCCGCCUCCUGAAACAGGUCUGGUGUGUUGCUGUCAGGGACAAAGGUUUCCGUCCACACACACGAUAAGAUGUCUCGGGGUCCCAGAGGUCUUCCAGGUGGAGCUGCAGCGUGAGAAACCGUCCAAUCAGAGCAGUCGAGGACGACCCAUCAGAGACCAGACCCUGCUGGACCUGGACCCAGCUGUGUGUAGAGUAACCGGUCCACUUUAAAAACAAGGCGACCUGUAAGGGAGAUUAGAAUGAAGAAGUGGAGAUUGUUAAUGGAGAAGAGACGGAGGACCCAUCAGAAACCAGACCCUCCUGGUCCUGUUCUUGGUCCUGAUCCUGAUCCUGAUCCUGGACCCAGCUGUGUGUCCUUUAAGAGCGACCGGUCACAUGAUUUUCUCAUUAACUUUAAAGGAGAUCAACCCUCUGCUGGAGAGAGACUGGACCAGGAGAGCUCAGAGGGUCCCAGUGGGUCCCAGUCCUCCCAGCAGCAUCAAACCCACCUGGACUCCAUCUUUAUGCUGCUGGAGGAGGACAUCGUCACUUUUGUGAAGAACGAGCUGAAGAAGAUCCAGAAGCUUCUGAGACCAGAUUACCCAGAAUGCCCAAAGAGUCAGAGGGAGGGUGAGGAUGAAGAGCAGAGGAGGAGCAGAGAGGCGUUUCUGAAGAUCACACUGCACUUCUUGAGGAGAAUGAAGCAGGACGAGCUGGCUGACCGUCUGCAGAGCAGGAGUCCAGCAGGAGUUUGUAAGCGUAAACUCAAAUCUAAGCUAGACAGGAAGUUCCAGCGUGUGUUUGAGGGGAUUGCUAAAGCAGGAAACCAAACCGUUCUGAAUCAGAUGUUCACAGAGAUCUACCUCAUGAAGGGAGGGCUGCAGGGACAAUGAUCAACAUGAGGUCAG
This is a messenger RNA of Etheostoma spectabile (orangethroat darter), 1012 nucleotides long. RefSeq lists its product as uncharacterized. The transcript has 6 exons. Gene Ontology annotation, cellular component: cytoplasm. NCBI's taxonomy places the organism in Eukaryota, Metazoa, Chordata, Actinopteri, Perciformes, Percidae. The coding region runs from base 365 to 997 and encodes 210 amino acids. The record is from RefSeq and is a predicted model, not a curated record.